AUGAGCCCGGCCUUCCUCCUCCUCCUCCUCCUCCUCCUGCCCGCCCGAGCCCGGCGGGAGCGGCUGCCCGGCGGGGCGCCGGCGGGACGCAGCGCCCCCGCUCCUUCCUCCUCCUCCUCCUCCUCCUCCUCCUCCUCCUCUUCCUCCUCCUGGGCCGCGGGGCCGAGCCGCUUCCCUCGGAGCCGCCCGGGGCGACGGCGGGGCCGGCUGUACUGCCGGGUGGGCAUCGGCUUCCACCUGCAGCUGCACCCCGACGGUCGGGUGGACGGCGCCCACGACGCCAGCCCGCUCAGUAUUUUGGAAAUAUUUGCUGUGUCUCAGGGGAUUGUAGGAAUACGAGGAGUUUUCAGCAACAAAUUUUUAGCGAUGUCAAAAAAAGGAAAACUCCAUGCAAGUGCGCGUUUCACAUCCGAGUGCCAGUUCCGGGAGCGCUUCCAGGAGAACAGCUACAACACCUACGCCUCGGCCGUGCACCGCGGCCGGCGCUCGGGCCGCGAGUGGUACGUGGCCCUCAACAAGCGGGGCAAGGCCAAGCGGGGCUGCAGCCCCCGUGCCCGCCCCCAGCACGUCUCCACGCACUUCUUGCCCCGUUUCCGACAGCCCCCCCCGCCGCAGCUGGCCUUCACCGUCACCCGGCCCGAGAAGAAGCCGCCGCCACCGCCUCCGCCACCACCACCAAAGAAAAUGGCGGCGGCCACCCCGCCGCGGCAGAGCCAUGGCCCUGUCAAGUACCGGCUGAAGUUUCGCUUCGGGUAGCUGUCCCACGAGGAGGCUGCGGGGGAUUUUUGGGGAGGAGCGGAGCCCGGUACCCCCCCUCAUUCCCAGAUGGGACGGAUGUGGGGACACUGCCGGUGGCUGAGGGAUGGAUCGGAGCGGGCGCUGCUGCCAUGGAUGGGGAGCGAGGCACAGGCGUUGCUCUGCUGCUGCUGAGGGAAGCCAUGAGGGGCCUCCGCCUCAGACAUGUUUUCUUGCACCGUUUUCGCUGGUGAUGCUGUCGACAAUCAUUUUCGUACAAGAGUUACGUCCAGAGCCAACCUCUCAAGUGCCAGAGGGUUUUCAAACUGUGUUGGCAAUAAUAUAUCUCUUUGUAAAGACUGUUAAGGGGAGGACGGCCAUUUGCAGACAUGCAGCCCCGUGGAUACACUGAUCAGAGUUUGUCUGCACACACCUGGAAGACGUUUAUGCUGAACCUGUGGGGAACCAUAAAACCUCUGCUCUCCUACCAG
Messenger RNA from Cygnus atratus (black swan), 1226 nucleotides. RefSeq names its product fibroblast growth factor 5 (gene FGF5). Gene Ontology annotation, cellular component: cytoplasm. NCBI's taxonomy places the organism in Eukaryota, Metazoa, Chordata, Aves, Anseriformes, Anatidae. Gene Ontology annotation, biological process: animal organ morphogenesis; regulation of cell migration; positive regulation of protein phosphorylation. Bases 1 to 756 code for a protein of 251 amino acids. Gene Ontology annotation, molecular function: fibroblast growth factor receptor binding; growth factor activity. The transcript is spliced from 3 exons. The record is from RefSeq and is a predicted model, not a curated record.